Messenger RNA from Hyposmocoma kahamanoa, 3029 nucleotides. It is a transcript of the gene fbl, whose product is annotated as pantothenate kinase 3. The transcript has 11 exons. Gene Ontology annotation, biological process: coenzyme A biosynthetic process. NCBI's taxonomy places the organism in Eukaryota, Metazoa, Arthropoda, Insecta, Lepidoptera, Cosmopterigidae. The coding region runs from base 107 to 1525 and encodes 472 amino acids. Gene Ontology annotation, molecular function: ATP binding; pantothenate kinase activity. Gene Ontology annotation, cellular component: nucleus; cytosol. The record is from RefSeq and is a predicted model, not a curated record.
UUUCAGGCAAAGGAUGGCAAGUGCUCGGUGACGUAUCACUUCCACUCAUCAAAGUGCUAUGACUUGUGGUUGCGGCAGCAGCGUUCGCCGUUCAGCAUGGUGUUAGAUGCGCGUACAUCGGUGUGAAGGCUGCCUGGCGGCGUGUGGAGAGCGCCGCCACACCGCCCUGCCCACACUGACACUGCACCGCACGCUAAGCAGAGCCACAUAUUCGAAGCGCGCGCGCCGCUCGCCGUACCGCAGCGCAAAGGAAAAUUAUAACAAGAUGGCGGAGCCCACGCCGCCCUGCCCGCCUGACAACAACGCGCCCCCAAUGCCUUGGUUUGGCAUGGACAUAGGGGGUACACUAACAAAACUCGUGUACUUCGAGCCGCGAGAAAACAACCGUAGAGAACUUGACAAAGAGACCGAAGUUCUGAAGAAUAUCAGGCGGUAUCUGACCAGGAACUCGGCGUAUGGGAAGACUGGGAGGCGGGAUGUCCACUUACAGAUGGAAAAUGUGACGAUCCGAGGACGCCGCGGCACUCUGCAUUUCAUCCGAUUUCCAACUUCAGAAGUGGGAUCGUUUCUCCAACUGGCGCGGUCGAAGGGCAUGGCGGAUCUCGUGAACACUAUCUAUGCUACUGGUGGCGGAGCUUUUAAGUUUGAGGAGGAUUUUAUUAAGGAAGUGAACAUGCGACUAUCAAAACUAGACGAACUGGAUGCGUUAAUAGCUGGCGUGCUUUUUUGUGACGCUAUGAACGCCCAUGAGUGCUAUUAUUGGGCCCCACCUGAAGAGACACCGGUGCACCAAAACGCCAGCGACUCGCCGCCUUAUUCUCAAACAGCGUUGAGCGCGUAUGUGCGAAAGCCAUACGACUUCUCCAGCCCGUAUCCGUUUCUGUUGGUCAACAUCGGCAGUGGAGUUUCCGUCUUGGUUGUGAACGGACCUAACGAUUUUCACCGCGUUAGUGGCACCAGUCUUGGCGGCGGCACAUUCCUGGGACUCUGCAGCCUCCUAACCGGCUGCAGCAGCUUCGAAGAAGCUAUAUCACUCGCACAAGCAGGGGACAAUACGUCGGUAGACAAAUUAGUCCGGGACAUUUAUGGAGGAGACUAUGCCAGGUUCGGAUUGCCGGGGGACUUGGUUGCUAGCAGUUUUGGCCAAAUGUGUUCAGCGGAAAGGCGCGCGAAGGUUUCUCGCGAGGACCUAGCGCGGGCAACCCUCGUCACUAUUACCAACAACAUAGGUGCUAUUGCACGUCUGUGCGCUUCUACGGAGAACAUUGACAAGAUCGUGUUCUGUGGAAACUUUCUCCGUGUGAACCCGCUCUCGAUGAAGCUCCUGUCAUACGCACUGUCGUAUUGGUCGAGAGGGGCGCUCAAAGCGCUCUUCCUUGAACAUGAAGGUUAUUUCGGCGCGGUCGGCUGCCUAAUACAGGUCGACGACAAAAACAAAAGAAGUAGCAUGGAAAAGCAACAUGAAAAACAGUGUACUAAGAACACAGCAGCUAACGCUAACGCCGAGAACUCGACCGAUAGAUGAGUCGACACGCUCUUAGCCAGAUUCCAAAUUAGGCCAAUAACGAUCAAUCAUGGGCUUAGUUGACUAAGGAUGACAAAUGGUUCAUUAGAAUAUAUUUAUUAAGAAAUUGUGAUGUUAGAAGAACCGGCACGCUCUUAGCCAGUUCCAAUUUAGGCCAACAAACACUAAUUAGUGGCCUAAAUAAAUAAAUUGGUGUCCAAUAAAUAAACACAAGAACAUUGUAAUUGCAAAGCCGGCAAUUUUUUCGAUGUAGUUUUACGAACUGCAUCACGACUUCGAACUAGUUAUGCAGUCCGCAUGCUGUUGCGAUCAUGUAUGCCAUUUACUGCACGCCGACUGCUCGCUGCUUGCAAGUCAGCUUAACAGUCGAUAGUUGUGCAUUCACUAUAUAAUAGCACGGCAACUGCAAGCGGACUUCACAAGCAAGUAAUAUUCGUAUCAACUGCAUUCCUACUGUCAUUUUGCAAUUGAAAUGCAGCUCGUAUAACUACGCCCAUAGCCAGAAUCAAGUUAGGCCAUUAGUGGUUAACUUUGGAAAAAUAUUUCCACAGUAAAAAUUUCCAUAGUAAAAAUUUCUAUACUAAAAUUACCGUAGUAAAAAUUUCCAUAGUAAUAAUUUACCCCGUCGACGGAUUUUACUGACCAAAUCUAGACUAGUAACAAGCUAACACAGACUUAGUCGGUUCACAAUUUUGGCUCUUAUUGGCUGAUUUUGGGCGUUUGACUAGAAUUAUCUAAAAAUCUAUUGGUUAAUUCGAAUUGCCGACUCACGCUUAGCCAUACCUUUAAUGUCAACUAUUGUAACAAACAGUAAAAUAGCUUGCUAUGCAUUUUAGAUAAAAUAAUUUUUUUUAAAUAUUUUAACGGCUCGACAAGUUACAUUUGAGCCUUCGCCUUAUUGUGAAAUUUAAAAAAAGCAGUUCCUUAUUAUACAUACGAAUUAACAUUGACCUCAAAGUGAAUACUGGUGCCACCAUUUCAAGGUUCAAUGUAAACUUGUCAGACUUUAAUAUUCAAAUCGUAUUAUAAAGGACCAUGUCGUUCUGACAGUUUUGACAGAAUGACACCUGAUGCUUUGCUGUUAUUUUGAUGCAUAAUAAUUUGUAAUGUACGAUUGUCGUGAAUUUUUUUUCAGAAACUGGUCUUUUUUAUGUAUUAUUUCUUUAAUAAAAUUGCUUUAUAUUUAUAAAACAUUUUCACACUAUCGGUACCGUGGUGUUCAAUGUUGUUCACUCUGUGGGCUCUUGCCCACCUCUAUUAACAACGCCUCACACGUGUUUUCUUUUGCUACCGAAACAUAGUUAUCAUCGUUAGAGCCGUCUAUUUAAAUAUCUUUAUUUUUGCACGAAAGUAAAUAUGAUGAAGUCAUGGACCAAAAUUCGUUUAUGAUUUUAGUAAUAUAGUUCUAGGAGGUUAUUAGUAUUCUAAAAAUAACCCUGUAAAAAAAUCACGUCAAUCGUGCAAAGAAUGUCCAAAUUGUUACAAUUACUUUUUAUAGUUAAUC